This is a messenger RNA of Rosa chinensis, 1468 nucleotides long. Its product is annotated as probable E3 ubiquitin-protein ligase XBOS34. Bases 17 to 1468 code for a protein of 483 amino acids. Lineage: Eukaryota; Viridiplantae; Streptophyta; Magnoliopsida; Rosales; Rosaceae. The transcript has 4 exons. The record is from RefSeq and is a predicted model, not a curated record. Gene Ontology annotation, molecular function: protein binding.
GAGAGGUUUAUCAGGGAUGGGAGGGACUUUUUCCGACGUGAAAGGUGGCAAGCAGGCCGUUGAGCUCUUUAACUGCUACCGUGGGGUUUAUCCUCUCUACACUUCGCUCGAGUGUUUUGAUGGAGUGAGGACAGUUGAUCAGUUCAAAGCACUGCAAAGAUAUCUGAAAGCCGACAAUAAUGCCAAUCGCUACUGUGGUAUUUGUGGAGGUACUCUCUUGCAAUGUGCCGUCCGAAACAGGCAAGUGGAUGUUGUUCGUCUACUUCUUUCUAGUGGAGCUGAUAUCUUCAAGACUAAUGAUGGACAUCUUCCUCUCGACAUUGCUAAGGAAGAAGGGUACCACACAAUUGUCCGUUUAUUUGAGGAUCAUCUCUUUGCUGAAAAUGAAAACCGGCGGUUGGUUAUGGCGAAUAGAGCUUCGCUGGACCUUGCAUAUUUGCCCAGCAGUUCGUUUUCUUCCAAGCCAAGUCAUGCUGCAGAUUCACAUCUACUGCCAUCUGCUCCACCACUACCACCACAGCUAGUGGUGUUGGAGGAAGUAUCAAACUUCCAUGAGGCAUCUUCCAGAUUGAGCAGAAGCUCUAGCUAUAUUCCAGAAUGGUCAGAUUACUGGGGCAGACCAACUCCAGAUGCACCUAACAGUUUUACUUCUUCUGUGCCAAGUCAUGGUGAAGGUUCACAGCCACUACCAUCUCCACCACUAACUGUUCCACCACUAGCAGCACUUCCUGAAGAAGUAGACACCAAUGAUGAGGAAGAAGAGCGUCAAGUGGCUAUGGCAAUUAUGGUCUCUUUGGAGCCUGAUUUGCAAGAAGGAAUCAUCCCACAAUGGUCAUUUUGGCUGGAUGAACCAAUUGGAGAGGCAUCUAGCAGUUCUACACCUUUGCAACGAGGUCAAGCUACAGGUUCACAGUCACUGUCAUCUGCUCAACAAAUUCCAAAUGAUUCCAGUAGCAGUCGAGAAUGCAAGUACUGUUAUGAUGCUCCAAUCGAAGCAGCUUGUGAUCCCUGCGGGCAUGAUGCUUGCUUCAAGCUACAGGUUCCACUACCAUCUCCACCACUAACUGUUCCACCACUAGCAGCACUUCCUGAAGAAGAAGACACCAAUGAUGAGGAAGAAGAGCGUCAAGUGGGUAUGGCAAUUAUGGUCUCUUUGGAGCCUGAUUUGCAAGAAGGAAUCAUCCCACAAUGGUCAUUUUGGCUGGAUGAACCAAUUGGAGAGGCACCUAGCAGUUCUACACCUUUGCAACGAGGUCAAGCUACAGGUUCACAGUCACUGUCAUCUGCUCAACAACAUUCCGGUAGCAGUCGAGAAUGCGAGUACUGUUAUGAUGCUCCGAUCGAAGCAGCUUGUGAUCCCUGUGGACAUGUUGCUUGCUUCAACUGCUGGCUAAAGAUUCAGGACUCUGCAAACAAGUGCCCUCUUUGUCGAGUAGAGAUCAAGAAGAUUAUCAAGCUUUAUAUGUAA